Messenger RNA from Tetrahymena thermophila SB210, 1239 nucleotides. RefSeq names its product serine carboxypeptidase family protein. The transcript has 3 exons. The record is from RefSeq and is a predicted model, not a curated record. Gene Ontology annotation, molecular function: serine-type carboxypeptidase activity. Gene Ontology annotation, biological process: proteolysis. NCBI's taxonomy places the organism in Eukaryota, Ciliophora, Oligohymenophorea, Hymenostomatida, Tetrahymenidae.
AUGAAAGGAUUCGUUAUUGCUUUAUUAAUUUGUUCAUUAGUUAUUUGUGACUAAAAUGCAAUAUUUUUGAAUGAAACUUAUUACCCAGGCUUUAUUAGUGUUAACGAGAAAAGCGAUUUAUUUUAUAUCUUAUUAGAGUCUCGCUCUAACCCCUCAACUGAUCCUUUAGUCUUGUGGCUUAAUGGUGGUCCAGGUUGUUCUUCUCUUCUUGGGCUAUUUGAAGAAAAUGGACCAUUUAAAAUAAAUGAAGAUGCAACUUUGAGAUCUAACCCCUUCUCUUGGAACUCUAAUGCUAAUUUAAUCUACGUUGACUAACCAGUAGGUACAGGCUACAGUCAUGCUGGUCAUGGAGACCUUGCUAAGACAGAAGAACAAGUUAGCAAAGAUUUUUACUCAUUCUUAACUUAAUUCUUUGACAAAUAUCCUCAAUAUUUAGGAAGAGAUUUUUACAUCACUGGUGAAUCUUAUGCAGGAUAAUACAUCCCUGCUAUUUCUUAAAAGAUUUUAAAAGAAAAAAAUCCUAAUAUAAAUUUAAAGGGAAUUGCUAUUGGUAAUGGAUGGGUGGAUCCUUAUUAUUAAUAACCUGCUUAUGCUGAAUAUGCAUAUGUUAAUCAUUUGAUAAAUUAAACAUAAUACAAAAAAUUAUCAGCUUAAUUUUCUAUUUGUUAAGUAUUUAUUAAUUACGAAGCUCCAUAUCGCUUGUAAGAGUAUUUUUGUGGACCACCUUAUUAAUAAAUUGUUGGAAAUAAUACAUUUAAUAUUUAUAAUAUUAAAUCUCCUUGUAUUGGAAAUGGUUGCUAUGAUGAUUAAGAUGAUAGAAUUUAUAAAUUUUUGAAUAGGACAGAUGUUUAGUAUUUACUUGGAACUCAAGGAAGAAUCUGGAGUGCUUGUGAAGAUAAUGUCUCAAACGCUUUAUAAAAACUUAGCUAUCGCUCAUCAACAUAAGAUCUUAAAGUAAUAUUAAACUCAGGUCUUAAAGUUUUAAUCUAUAAUGGCUCACUAGAUUAUGAAUGCAACUAUUUAGGAAAUGAAAAGUGGUUGGACAAUCUUGAAUGGAACAAAUAAAUUGAAUAUUUGAAGUAGAGCUAUUCUUAUGUUUUUAAAGGCCACAAGAUUAUUGGAAAACAAAAAAGUGCUGGAAACUUAAAAUUCUAAAUCAUAUUUGAUGCUGGUCACAUGGUUCCAAUGGAUCAACCAGAAAUAGCUUUAGAAAUGAUCAAUUCUUUUAUAUAAUAAUGA